UGAUGGGCUGGAUUAGCAAGAGAAUGGUGCGUGUGCUGGAAGCCCGCGGAGCUCCAGGCCUCGCCUGAGCUCUUUCUCUCUGCCAACUCUGACUCACCCUCUUGCUCCUCAGCUGGGCUUUUUCCUCACUGUGCUCCUGAUAGCAGUUGAUGCUAGCAUGGAGAACAACCGCACCUUCCUGUACUUUGCGUAUGGCAGUAACCUACUGAAGGAGCGCCUGCGUCUGAAGAAUCCCUCAGCGACAGUUCUUUGUGUGGCGAGGCUCAAGGACUACAAGCUGGUUUUUGGAAACCACAAAGGCCUGACCAGUGACCGGUGGCACGGCGGUGUGGCCACCAUAGAGCACAGCCCGGGGGACGAGGUUUGGGGGGUUGUGUGGAGGCUGAGCACAUCUGAUCUGGAGUCACUGGACAAUCAGGAGAAUGUGACCUUGGGAGCCUACAGUCCCGUGGAGCUGUCGGUGAAGACGAAGGGUCAGGAGCUAAGCUGCCGCACCUACAUCAUGAACAGCUGUGUGUACGCGCCUCCAUCACCCCAGUACCUGCAGGUGAUCAUGAUGGGAGCGCAACAGAACGGCCUGCCGAUGGAAUACCAGGAUAAACUCCGAGCCGUCAGGACCAACAUGUACGAGGGACCGCUGCCCGUCAUGACUGAACUGGAGCAGGUGCUGAGGAGGGCCAGAGGGGCUGCCUGCUCUGCACCUGAAUCAGCUGAGCCGCUCCAGGUGCUGGGAACCUUCUGCCGAAACCAGCAGUGACAGACAACAGAGACACCGAUACACAACAACGCCACACAACAAUGAUACACAAAAGAACGAAGGCAUGAAAACACUGAAAAAAUGCACACUAACACAAUACACUUAGACAACACUAUUACAAAACAACGCAGAUCUAAAAACAACCGAUUCACAACAAAGCUUACUUACAAGAGUAAUACUAAUGUACAACAACACUGACGCGUAACACUACUAUACAACAACACUGUCAACCGCACAUAUACAAUCCAUGUCCAGCAAACACGUUGUGAAUAAAGAUCUGAGAGCAGAAGUUCAGCAGACACUGGAUUCAGAGACGGACUCCUUCAUCCUAAAACAGGAAAGCUCCAGGGUGUUGAGGGGAAUCCAUGAAAGGGUUCUAAUGAAGAACAUUGUUCUUCUUUGAUGAACAAAACAAUACCUGUUUUAAUAGGGAGAGAAUAUCAACAAUUGCAACAGCAAGAAGCAGAUUGAAUUAUAGCUGGAGGCUGCUUCACAGACUGAGUCUGAAUAGCAAAGAACAACGAAACAUAAAAGUGCAUCAAGAACAGAGACUUUUAACUAUGGAAACCAUUAAAACUAUAGCAUUAAAUAUAGCAAUGAAUAAAAAAGGAUCUAAUUCGAUGAAAGCAAGUCAAACUACUCCUUGCUUGUAUCUAAUACAGAGUCAAGCUCAAGAUGUUGCUGUUGAGAUACCACCCUAUUUUGGAUGGUGCAGCUCUCUUUUCUAGAGAUGAGGAUAGUUUUUUUCAAAUCCUUCAGUUUUAAGAGGCAGAGUUCUCCUUCUCUGUGGUCUUCUGCCAUCUGCUCCAAAACCCCACUGAACUGUGUUGAAUGCAGAGUAAGAAUAUAAGUAAAUAAUAAAUGUCAAAUACAUGCUUUGACUGUAGAGAAUAACAAAAUAAUCAAAUGUUCAGUAAAUAUCAGAUCCCUUUAUAAAAGUCUUUGCUAUUUCAACAUUAGAUAACUGAUAACGUCUCCUUUGAAAGUUGAUGAUGAGCACCUCUGCCGUGGCAAAAAUUUCAAUGUAUCUGCUGUAAAUCAAAGGACUGUUCACAUGCGUUACCAUGUUUUUGAAUGACAUAUCUUGUGGGUUGGUUUGUGUUUAUUCGUCUAUUUAGGAUUUAAUGGAAAUAGUGUGAUAGCGAAAUUUUGUUUUUUCAAUAUUUUCUGAAUUUCUAUACAUUUCUGUGCAAAUGUGCGAUGGAAACGCAGCUAUUUUGGCCAAAUUCCCUCACUACUCCCUAACCUUUAAAACUAUAUGGCACAGGCCUCUGAUUGGAAGAUUGCUUUGGCCCCGCCCUACUUGCCACUUAGUCAAAGUGUCCUUGGGCAAGACACUGAACCCCACAUUGCUCCUGGUGGUUAGAGGUUGGCACCAGUGUUCGGCAGCAGAGCUGUCAACGUGUGUGUGAAUGGAACUUUGACUGUACACAGUUAGCUGUCACACACCUAGGUGUGUGACAUUUGUUCACCAAAAUCACUCAUUAACCAUUUGGCAGUUUAACCCUCAAUCCAACCACUUGAGCGUCAAGCAAGGAAGAAUUUUAGAAUAUUUGGUAUGACUCGGUCUGGAUUUGAACUCACAAACGUUCAGUCCCACAAGGCCACUAGGCUGUUCAGGCACCUUGUUCUCUUAGAGCUCGUGAUCACAGGUGAGUAUAGGAAGAAAAAUUGACAGGUAAAUUAAGAGCUUAGUUUUCUGACCUAGCUAGAAAAUUUCCAUCAACAUUCCCAGUCAAAGUCAACAGCCAACCGAAAUGGUGCCAGCAGAAACUGCUUACCUCUCUUGAGGCGCCAAAUGGUUUACCAGAAUCUCUUUGGGGCUGACCAAUGAUCCAUCCCAAUUGCCUCAAUGAACACUUUCAUGGACAAAGUUUUUACCUUCUCUACAGCCUGGGCUGCAGUUUUCUAUAUUUAAGAUACCUGUCAGCUACCUCAGAAGUCCCACAAGCCAGCCAUGCAGGGUAGAAGUCCAUCUGCUUGAUGCCAUCCCUUACUUAUGGUGUCCCCCCACUGGGUGUGGGCAUUGCCACGGUGACAGGCACCAGAGACUUUGCAACCCCAUCUUGGAACAGCCACAGAGACAACAAGGAUUAAGAACAUGUUCCUCUUUGAGUCAAUGUCCGAGCUUCCCUUUACAUCUGUUUUAAUGUGGGAAUUAAAGACCUCCCUAAUGGAGGGAUCAGCCAGACAUUCUCAGCAGUACGUCUGGGUCUGGCAAAGCAUUUCCAUUGGAAUGCUUUCCAGUAACCCUCCAAGAGACACAAAGAAGGCCAGGUAUUGGUAACUGUCGUUUGACCCAUGGGCCAAAACCACAGUCAGAGACCUACCCUCCACCCUAGGAAUAUGACCCUUUUAUCUUUUAAGGUAAACUCAAACACUUAGCAGCUGAACUGGGGACUCACAAGUAAGCUCAAACAAGCCCUCCGCCUCUCACAAUGGUAGAGAGUCCAACCCCUCAUAAGGUAUUGAGUUCCGGAGCCCCAGCCAUGUGAGGAGGUGAGCCCUACUAUAUCAAGCCUGCACAAGCUCAGGCUCCUUCCCUCCCAGAGCAGGAGAAGUCCCAAAAGCCAAAUUCUAUGACAGAAGGACCUGAACAAGACCCACUGGAAAAGCCCAGCCCACUAGGCACUUGACUUUGAGCCCUAACCCCAGGCCUGGCAUCAGAAUGGGAACUUGGUGAUACCAAACGGAGCGGCAUAAAUUUAUCUAGAUUUCUAUUACUCAUGAACGGGUUGUGAAUCGAUUUUUGUCUGGCUUGUCACCCAGGACAUGUCUCCCAUGGGAGACCUUACCAGGGCCAUUAGCUUAGCCGCCAGGAUCACUUGAGCUCUCAAAGCCCUCCACCACUUUAAGGUGGCAGUCCACGGGUGAAUCCUGUUUUUAAUUCCCACAUUAAAACAGAUGUAAAGGGAAGCUGGGACAUUGACUCAAAGAGGAACUUGUACCCCUUUUGGGAUUCAAAAGGUCCAAGUCCAAAAUGAAAAAUUCCAAAAACGGGGGUUGGCAGCCAAGACAUCCACUUUCAACUACCACCCAAAGCAUAGUGCAGCAGCUAUGUUUUAAAGAUUGAGAUGUCUCUGUAUACAAGAUUUGAAGCAUAUGUUAAAGAUUUAAAUACUUUAAAGAUCUUAUUUUCUUUUACCACAGUCAAAUGAAACAGAGGUUGUUGAUUUUGGACAUGAGCACUUCAGGAAUUCACUCUGUAACUACCGGUAUAUGAUCACAUUGGUCUCCAGACCAACUGUGAGAAACCUAUGAGUCAUUUCUGAUGAAGAUUCAACUUUAAAUUUCAAAUAAAUCAGGUUUCUAGAAAAUUCUUCUCUCAUUUGCAAUAUUUCCAAAAACAGGAACAUCCUGUCUCAGAAUGACUCAAAGGAAUGAGUUUGUGCAUUUGUUACUUUGUAGUUACAGUAGACUGCUGUAAUUGUUUUCCAUGAGGCUGCUCUGAAACUUUUCUAAAAUGUCUCCAGCUGUCUUAGGGCCUACUUACAGCAACAAAUGGUUUUAAAACUGUGCUGAAAACACAA
This is a messenger RNA of Oryzias latipes (Japanese medaka), 4287 nucleotides long. It is a transcript of the gene ggctb, whose product is annotated as gamma-glutamylcyclotransferase b. The record is from RefSeq and is a predicted model, not a curated record. Lineage: Eukaryota; Metazoa; Chordata; Actinopteri; Beloniformes; Adrianichthyidae. Gene Ontology annotation, molecular function: gamma-glutamylcyclotransferase activity.